GUUAUGUAGGACUGGUUUAAAACUUCAGGAGAGAGUAUGCAUUUGCAGAGGAGCUGGCACCAUUGUUUUUGUGUGUUGUACUUCAAAUGCUUCUUCAGGGAGCUGUGAGGCAGUCGUGGGUGAGCAGGGAUGCCACAAAAUGAAUGCGGUGACCUGUGAUGAUGUGCAUAUUGACUUCACAUGGGAAGAGUGUAUGUUGCUGGAUACUUCACAGAAGAAUCUCUACAAAGAUGUGAUGCUGGAGACCUACAGGAACCUCACUACCAUAGGAUACAGUUGGGAAGACCAUAAUACUGACGAACGUUGUCAACGAUCUAGAAGACAUGAAAGCCAUGAAAGAAGUCAUACUGGAGAAACACCCUAUGAAUGCAAUCAAUGUAGUAAAGCCUUUUCACAACGCAAAAGUCUUGAAAGACAUAAAAGAAUUCAUACUGGAGAGAAACCCUAUAAAUGCAAUCAAUGUGAUAAAGCCUUUAUAGAAUGCAGAAAUCUUCAGAUUCAUAAAAGAAUUCAUACUGGAGAG
This is a messenger RNA of Arvicola amphibius (Eurasian water vole), 523 nucleotides long. RefSeq names its product zinc finger protein 431-like. The record is from RefSeq and is a predicted model, not a curated record. Gene Ontology annotation, biological process: regulation of DNA-templated transcription. Lineage: Eukaryota; Metazoa; Chordata; Mammalia; Rodentia; Cricetidae. The annotation marks the transcript as partial. The transcript has a single exon.